Messenger RNA from Bradysia coprophila, 2435 nucleotides. RefSeq names its product NEDD8-conjugating enzyme UbcE2M (gene UbcE2M). The record is from RefSeq and is a predicted model, not a curated record. Lineage: Eukaryota; Metazoa; Arthropoda; Insecta; Diptera; Sciaridae.
AUUAUUAAUCUGUCAUUGUCAUUGUGCCAACCUCCAUUUCGCUUCAAAUUGUGUGUGUUGAAAAUAAAUCAUUUUUUUUCGAUAAAAAUUGUUCCCUCAGGCCAUUUCUAGCGACUCAUUUACUCGAAAUAAAAAAUUUAUUUGCAUCCGCAUCAGCACACAAUAUGAUCAAAUUAUUCAGUUUGAAACAGAAAAAGGAUGGCGACCCGAUCAAAGGUACACAGAAAAAGUCUAGCGCAGCUCAGCUUAGAAUACAAAAAGACAUAAACGAUUUAAGUUUGCCGAAAACAUGUAACACCGACUUUCCCGAUCCAGAUGAUUUGUUAACGUUUAAAUUGAUCAUAUGUCCGGAUGAAGGUUUCUACAAACAAGGGCGCUUCGUGUUCAAUUUCAAGGUGGGCCCAAACUAUCCACACGAACCACCGAAGGUAAAAUGUGAGACUGCUGUCUAUCAUCCGAACAUUGAUCUUCAGGGUAACGUUUGUCUGAAUAUAUUGCGAGAAGAUUGGAAGCCUGUGCUAUCAAUUAACUCGAUCGUUUACGGCUUGACGCAUCUUUUCUUGGAGCCGAAUGCCGAAGAUCCGCUGAAUAAAGAAGCAGCGAAUGUACUGAGCACCAACCGAAGACUAUUCGAACAGAAUGUGGCGAAAGCGAUGCGAGGCAGCUACAUUGGUGGUACCUAUUUUGAAUCAUGCCUCAAGUGAUACAUAAAAUCAAAGUUUACGUUGUGCGUCUAUUUACUAAUUUUAACAUUGGGCGGGCGUAUUUAUAUUCAUUUUAAAUGGUAAACAAAAAGAAACCACAACAACAACAACAACCAAUUUAAAAAAAAUCAAUUGCAAAAUUUCUAAAUGAACAAGACCAGCUUUCAAGUUUUCGAUGUAAUGAUUACGUUUUCAGGAUUAAUGAGAUUCAUUCAUAUGAUUACUAUUAUAAAGCGAAACGUUGAAGUUUUUUGUUCGUUUUUUUUUUAUUUUUUAAAUUACGACAACUUUACGAGUUGAUUAGAUAGAUGCAUCCCAUCCAUCCAGCUUUAUUACGUUCAUAGUUCUACAUUUUCAUUCUUCUUUUGUAAUUCAAUUUUUUUAAAGUGCAAAAUCCUUUGAAACAUGUUUGAGAAGGAAGCUAGAUUCAAGCUUAGUCCAUUAGAAAUUUAUAGUGAAAUAUUGUAGACCCAGAGCCUGUGUGCAUUACAGUCGCUCCUUAGUCUACAGUUUGAUACUUGUACACCCGAUUUGUUCAUGGACAUUGAGAUUAUUUGAGCGCUAAGUGAACCAUAAAUGUGGAUGUCCCAGCCGUCAUACAUUGAUCAGAAUUCCAAUUGGUGUCAUAUUGAAGGUAGUGUAAUGUAUGACGAAUGUAAAUUGAAAAUCAAAUUUUUGUUGAAAUUAACUGAUCUCGGGAUCAGCUUUCAACAAUUAUAGAAUGCAAAAAUAAAUUGAGAGCGAAGUUCAGUUUGAAUUUGCAUGCGGUUAUUUUGACGUUUGACAUGUGACAGGUCAGGUAUCCAGAUCACAGAUACACCUGAAAUUUGAUCCCAUUCACUUAAAUUUUUAUUGGCCUUCAGAUUUUAGGUAAAAAUUUUUCAGGCGUCAGGGUUCAGUUCUAAUCAGGCUCAGUUAAUCUGAGCUUCAGGUUUCAGACGACUUGAUCAGUUCCGAGCCGUACGUUUGACAGAGAUCAGUUGAAGUAAACUAGUCAAUUCAGGUCUGUUAUAUCACAAUUAUGGUCAGCAGCCUGCUAUAAAAUGGUGCUAACUGUUCGAACUAUCUAAUAAAUCGAAAUUCAAAUUGAAUUUUGGCGGUGUAUUUUCGCUCAUUUCGACAUUGCCCUCGAGGCUAAUUAGGUUUAACUGUGCCGAAAUCUCUCUCUCCGUUAUCACUGCAAGCAAAUUUCAUUUUUCAGUUUCAUGAGACAUUCGCGUCCGACAUCAAUUUGUAUUCUAUGUGUCGGUUGAGAUAUAACAAGGAUAUAACAUAGGGCUCACAAAAAUAAAAUUUUGUAGAUCACAUGUGGCCGUGACCUUAUGAGGAACUGAUUUGCACACAGACUAUCAGUCCAUUGUAUUUUCUUUAUUUUUACAUUUUUUUUCUCCUCUCCUUUUUAUUCGUGAGUGAAUGGCCAUAAACAUCAUCAAUUUCAUUGUGUAAAUGUGAACUAACCAGAAUGGUUUACUGAGAAAAUGAUGUAAAAAAGAGUAACAAAAUUAUUGAUUAAUCACAUUUUCCGCAUUAUUCCGAAUUACAUAAAUGGAAAUCCGUUGAGAAAGAUGAGAAAACGAGUGGUUUGUUUAAGAGAGUCAAAUAGAAGAUGUAGAAAAGAAAAACAAGAAAAAAAUUUCGCAUGAACAAGAAGACGAAAGAAGAAUCUAAAAUUAAUAUAUUUAAACUGACGUGAGAAUGAGGAAUAAAACAAAAGAAAAUUCUAUGGUAAAA